AUGAUAAACGAGGAAACAAAUAGUAUUUAUCAAUUAAAUAUGGGAGAAGGUAAAACAUCUGUUAUUCUAAUUAUUCUAAGUGAGAUUUUAGCUAAUGAUAUUCUUGAUGAAUCUGAUGAGAUUUUAUGUCAUGGAAAAGAAUUAAAUAAUACAUUAGGAUCUUCAAAACCAUUAGAUGGUGGCCCAAUUCGUUGGGGACUUCCAUUUUUAUUUUUUAAUAUGAUUUUUAAUGAAGAACAAUUCUGCGAAAAACUGAAAGUUGCUUCUCAACUAAAUAAUUGUCCAGUUGUUUUUCAAGAAAAUUUCAGACCAAUAAAAAUUGUACCGGAUCUUAGUCGAGAAUUUUGUGAAAUAUUACUCUCAAGAUUUAAUCAAAAAACCAUUAAUAUAGUUGAUAAUGGAGACGAAAAUUGUGGAUGUUAUGAGGACUUCAUCCGAGGAGAAUCUGUAUCGAAGGAAGAUAAAAUAAUUAAAUUAUUGGUCGUAAAAAGCCAGAAUAUGUUGAAUAGUCUUUUACUAGCGAAAGCUUGGUUACAUCAUGAUAUACUUUAUCAUGUCAUGAAUUAUCGUUAUCGAGUUGAAUAUGAAUUAUCGGGAAAAAGAGAAAAAGAAAUUGCCAUUUCAUUUCGAGGUAAAGAUUUAUCGUCCGAAAAUUCAGAAUUCACCCAUCCAGAUAUUAUGAUUGACUUUACUAUUCUUAGUUAUUUAUAUCGAGGAUUAGAUUUAGAACAAGUAAGAAAAAGGAUUAAUCAAAUUAAAAAAUGA
Messenger RNA from Rotaria sp. Silwood1, 765 nucleotides. The record is from the annotation of a GenBank genome assembly. NCBI's taxonomy places the organism in Eukaryota, Metazoa, Rotifera, Eurotatoria, Philodinida, Philodinidae.